Penicillium maclennaniae is the source of this 1212-nucleotide messenger RNA. RefSeq lists its product as uncharacterized. Gene Ontology annotation, biological process: protein refolding. The coding region runs from base 1 to 1212 and encodes 403 amino acids. The transcript is spliced from 3 exons. Gene Ontology annotation, molecular function: Hsp70 protein binding. Gene Ontology annotation, cellular component: cytoplasm. The record is from RefSeq and is a predicted model, not a curated record. Lineage: Eukaryota; Fungi; Ascomycota; Eurotiomycetes; Eurotiales; Aspergillaceae.
AUGUAUAUAAAUCGUCUGCUACUCGCACUUGCGGUAGUACUGUUCUCAGUACUUGUGCUUGCAGCAGAAGAUUACUACAAAGUGCUUGGUCUGGACAAGUCGGCUUCCGAGAAAGACAUCAAGCGUGCGUAUCGUACGCUCAGCAAGAAGUACCACCCAGAUAAGAACCCUAAUGACGAAUCGGCUCGUGAGAAAUUCGUCGAAAUUGCAGACGCAUACGACGUCCUUUCCACCUCCUCCCUCCGCAAGAUCUACGAUCAAUAUGGACACUCCGGCGUCGAACAACAUCGUAAAGGGGAACAGGCCGGCGGCCGCGGUGACCCCUUUGAUCUAUUCUCGCGCUUCUUCGGCGGUGGUGGACACUUUGGACACUCGUCCGGUGCGCGCCGUGGGCCGGACAUGGAAGUGAAAGCGCAAUUACCACUUCGGGAUUUCUACACGGGUCGCGAGAUCACGUUCCUGGUUGAGAAGCAGCAAAUAUGUGAUGCAUGCGAAGGGUCGGGAUCGCGGGAUCACAAGGUCGAGACUUGUGAUCGGUGCAAUGGACGGGGAAUGGUGAUUCAGAAACAUAUGCUUGCGCCGGGCAUGUUCCAGCAGGUUCAGAUGGCUUGUGACAAGUGCGGAGGGCAAGGGAAGCAGAUUAAGAAUCCGUGUCCGGUUUGUAAAGGGGCGCGGGUUGUUAGAAAAAGUGUUGAGACGACUGCUGAGAUCGAGCCGGGCAUGGACCGGGGACAUCGGCUUGUGUUUGAAAAUGAGGCUGAUGAGAGUCCGGACUGGGUUGCUGGUGAUUUGAUUGUGAUUCUUGAUGAGAAGGAGGCGGAGUUGGGGGUUGAGGAGACGGAGAGGACUGAUGGGACUUUCUUUAGGAGGAAGGGAAAGGAUCUUUAUUUCAAGGAGACGCUUUCUUUGAGAGAGGCCUGGAUGGGUGGGGGGGAUGUUGUGCAGCCCUUGGCUGUUGAGACGGUGAAGGGGGAGGGGAUGCCGUCGUACUCUGUUGGUGGGCUGCAUGAUCAUGAUCACCGGGAGGGUGACGAUGAGCCCGGCAAUCUCUACGUUGAGUAUGUGGUUGUUUUACCGGACGAGAUGGAGAGUGGUAUGGAAAAAGAUUUCCAUGCAUUGUGGGAGAAGUGGCGCAAGAAGAUCGGUGUCGAUCUGGCUACUGAUAGCGGUCGACCGAUGCCUCCGCCGGCGGAGAUGAAGGAUGAGCUGUGA